UAGAAAUGCAUCACAUCAUGAUUCCUCAACAUAAGCAAAUAUAUUUCAGCUCGAUUCAACAUAUUGCAGUUCAGAAUAUCACGAUGCCAGCCUGUGAUCAAAGAAAUCACAAUGAUCCAAAUGAAGAAGGAAAUAAACAAAACCACAAUCUCUGAUCUGAUCUGAAUCCGUCUGUUCAAGGAAGUAAACAGGUGAAAGUGAAACGAAUAAUUUAAAUCCAAAUCUGCUAUUCAACUCAAGUAUUAAAGAGCCUCAUUAUGUUAGAGCUCACAUUUGCCUCACUCUAAAAGAUCUUGGGUUACUUUUUCUAUCAAAGUCCUGGGUUGAGCCUUUUGGGUCAUUUGUGGGGGUAUUUUUCCAGUGUUUGGGUAUUUUUUGCUAUACACAGAGUUAUUUAUAGCAGGCUUUUUGCGCCCUCUUCAGGAGAGAGCAGUGCGGCUCCGUCAAUUUGGUGCAUGUCUUCGGUAAAAUACAGGUUUGUGUACGUUUUAUUUUUUUAGCUAAAAAUUCAUUAUUGUUCUGUAUAUCAUUUAAUUAUAUGCAAAGUAACAUACAGGGGAUGUGAGUCACCAAAACGAGUGUCGCAUCGGUCUUUUCGCGUGAUGGAAACACCUGAUGCCUUGCAUAAAAUGUUACGAUUUUAUCCAAAAAAAGAUACAGAAUAUAAACACUUAAGAUGUUAAAAUAUGUUCUCAGAAUUGUACACUGAUUAUUUAUGGACAGGUUAUGGAGUCAGUCACAGCAUUUUUCGGCUACGAGUGAAACGCAGGCGGCGGUCUGAAGUUAUCAGUUCCUCCGCCGAACGCGAGUCAUCUCCGGCACGAGAUCCAGCGCCGUUACGGUGGAAACAGGACAACAGAGACUGGUCCAUUACACUUGAAUUACUUCUAAAUGUUUCAUUUUUACUUCUAAUAUUUGUUAAACGAGCUUAAAUGUAGGCAAUAUGUAUCAAAAAUUAGAUAAAUUAUGCUAUACUUUAAAAUAUGAUCGAAAAUAAAGGAAUUAUCCUUAGUGGUUGCGUGGCGUAUUUAAAAAAGGUUUAGAGGAUUUAAAUUAAUCCACAUUAAUUCAUGUAUGAAGUUAAAAAAAAAUAAAAAGCUAGUAUUAUAGUAAAAAUGAUUUAACCCAUUUUGCUGGGUAAAAUUAACCCAACAUGUGUUCUCUCCUAUAUUUACCCAGCCCUUGGGUUGAAAACAACCCAAAUUGGGUUGUUUUUAACCCAGUGUUUUAAGUUAUUUUUAUUAAUAGAAAAAGACCAGACACAAUGGCAGGACUGGCUUCAUGUGUCUGCUAUAGCUCCAACUAAACCACGCCAAUUGAAAAAUGGUAGAAAUGACUUCAUGAUUUAGGCCUAUAUCUGUAGUUACUGAGAGUCUAAUAUUUUAUGCAUUAUGCAUGAACUAAACCUUGAAUGCAAGUAAGUCUGCCAAAUGCUUAAAUAUUAAAUCAGAUAUGAGGACGUUCUGCAUUCAUACAGUUAUACACCUGUAAGUGUUCAGUCGCUACAUUACAAACACAAACACUAGUACUGAUUUACCUUUUAUGAUCAACCUUUAUGUUGGAGUCAUUCAUGCUGAAAAAGUUCCUCUACCACUGUAUUUCGUGUGAACUCCACCCACCCGCAGAGCCACUACACCUGCCCGCACGAGCUCAGGUGAGACACUCCCGCGCCGCAUUCCGAGCUCGUGAAGGCGAGCAGGAGGUCGCGUCGCGUCAUGGCGGAGUCCCAGCUCGUGUGUAUGGAGGAUGGGCUCAUGCCCACCGCGGUGCCCGAGUCCCGGCCGCAGUUCUACUACAGCGAGCAGCACCGGGCGGCGCUGGAGCAGCUGCUCACGAAAGGAGACGGAGCGUUCAAGAGCCUCCUGAAGGAGGAGAAGAGCCAAGACUUCCUGUCGGCGCGGGAAAUCAAGGCCAUCACGAGCACCUUCGUCAAAUAUAAGCAGGAGGAAGACGAUGGAGGGGCAGCGGAGAACCAACCCAACAAACAACCAACAACCGACAAACGCGACGACAGCGGCUCGCUGCGCUCCACCUACUGGCCGCAGAAGUCGGACACGGACGUCCCGCCGCUGGACAUCGGGUGGCCCUCAUCCGGGAUCUUUAAAGGGGUCACCCGAGUGUCGGUCUACACACACCCGCCCAAAGAGAACAGCCCACACAUCAAGGAGGUGGUCCGAAAAUUAAUACAAGAAUCAUGCAAGGUCGUGGCUAUCGUGAUGGACCUGCUGACCGACCUGCAGAUCCUGCGGGAUCUGUUCGAGGCGUCCAAGCGCGGCGUUCCUGUCUACAUUGUGCUGGACGAGCUGGGAGCGCCGCACUUUCUGGACAUGUGCAGCCGAAUGCAGGUCGGCGCAAAGGAUCUUCAGAAUGUCCGGACUCGGACCGUAAAGGCUGUCGGUUUAAAUCUGUCCAUGGGGAGAAUCCCAGGAAACGUCCAGAGCAAGUACAUGUUAAUUGACGGAGAUAAAGUCAUGUUUGGAACGUACAGCUUCUCCUGGAGCUCUUCCCGAAUGGACAGAAACAUGAUCACGGUGAUGUCAGGGCAGGUGGUGGAUUUCUACGAUAACGAUUUCCGUGAACUUUACGCCAUCUCGGACAAACUCGACCUCUUUAAGGAGUUUCACCUCAGUAAGCCCAAGACGGGCACCCUGUCCCGGGCCUCAGUGCCCAAACGCCCCCUAGCGGCCACUUCACGCUUCCAGGUGAACCUCGGAGAUGCGACGCGUGGAGAUAUUAAAGUGCCGGCGCACAAAUACCACAAUCCGAAGUACCUGUUAGCGCUCGGACAGAUCCCGGGACCCACGACGCCGCUGCAGGAGUUCUUAAGCACCAUGCAGCCGCCAGAUCCCACAGAACAGCUGGAGAAUCCCAUGGAAGAGCUGGAGAACCUGACACCCGUUCCCUCUCAGACCGGGAAGAAGGAGUCCAAGAAACUUAAAACACCGUCAAAGAGAUCGUGGUGGAGGAAACAGAAGAAGGACAAGACAAGCGAAGCUGUCAUUGAAGAAAACACACCGGACGAAGCGCCUAAACACACACCGACUGCAGACGAGACGUCUGAGGCGCAGGAUUCCAGCAAAAAGAAGAAAAGUAUAUUUAGGAACAUUUUUAAAAAAAACAAAUGAUGAUUCUUUCAUCGUAACCCUUCAAAUGAGCCGCUGUAACUCCUCAUGAAGACGUCAUGUUUACACCGUGUUACUGACCUCACUUUAGACUUUCUUUAUGGUGUAUGUUUGAUAUGAUCAGUGCGAUGAUAACUGUUCAUAUGUGUGACUGUGAUGAUGUACAACGCUUGAUAAGAGGACAAAAUAAUGUCUGAAUUACAUUCAAACCUGCUGAAAGGUUUCUGUACAGAGUAAGAUUGUGUUUGGCAUUCUGGAAACAUGUUGAAAAUGGACUAAUGUUA
This is a messenger RNA of Ctenopharyngodon idella (grass carp), 3406 nucleotides long. It is a transcript of the gene sack1fb, whose product is annotated as family with sequence similarity 83 member Fb. Bases 1716 to 3125 code for a protein of 469 amino acids. NCBI's taxonomy places the organism in Eukaryota, Metazoa, Chordata, Actinopteri, Cypriniformes, Xenocyprididae. The record is from RefSeq and is a predicted model, not a curated record. The transcript has 4 exons.